Molecule: messenger RNA, 237 nt
Organism: Caenorhabditis remanei
Lineage: Eukaryota; Metazoa; Nematoda; Chromadorea; Rhabditida; Rhabditidae
Exons: 2
Coding region: 1-237 (78 amino acids)
Source: RefSeq, a predicted model, not a curated record
AUGGCCAGCGAGCAAAACAUCCAGACAUUCCGUGACUUCCUCACCCAAUACAACUUGGUUGCCGAACAAUGCUUUACGUCUUGUGUUAACGAAUUCGGAAGCCGGACGGUCAACGCCAAAGAAGAGUCGUGUGCCAACAAUUGUCUCGACAAGUUUCUCAAGAUGACACAACGAGUAUCGCAACGAUUCCAAGAGCAUCAACUGCUCAACGCACAAGCCAACGGAGCUGCCAUGUGA